Heterotrigona itama is the source of this 897-nucleotide messenger RNA. Lineage: Eukaryota; Metazoa; Arthropoda; Insecta; Hymenoptera; Apidae. The record is from the annotation of a GenBank genome assembly.
AUGCCAUCAAUAACUUCCGGUGACGUUAGCUUUGCAGCGUUGCCGUAUUUUGUGAAUGUAGACAGAGGCAUAACUGUUUAUAAUGGUUAUAUUAGAUUAGUUUUGAAGGAAGAGGAAGAAGAGGAUGAAGAAGAGAAUGAUGAAAACAAUGAAAUGUGUAAAACAGCUUCCAAAGAGAAACUUCCAUUACCAACUCCAGACUUUAAUGGCAUACCCACAAUGAAAACUUCAGUCUUCUCAAAUCCAUUUGUUGAGGCAGAAAAAGCAAAGAGUGCAAUUCUUGAGAAACAUGUGAAAAUGACACCAACUCUUGAUGAUACGAAAAUGAUAAAUGGCAGAAAGAUUUGUUGGAAUUAUAGAAAAGGUAGAUGCCGGUUUGGCCAUAAUUGCACCUUUGCACAUGAUUCUGAUUUACAUCGUACAGCAGCUGAGUUAGAGGCAAUUAGAACACCACAGGAAACGGUUAUUUGUCAGACUCAAUAUAAUGGUCAAGUUUCCAUCAAUGAUGAUGAUGAAAUAGAUCAAGAAAAUAAUCAAAUGAAUAGACGUAAAAAGAGGCCAGGAUUAAGUCAGUCUCUAAUACCUAGUAAGAAAGUUUUAAAAAUGUACAAAGCACAACAAGCUAAAGCUAUUAGUAGUAUGUAUUAUAUCUGCUUCAUAUGUUAUAAUAUAUUUACUUCAUUAAACUUCAGCAAUAUACUAAAUACAAAAGGGAUAAAUUUGUUAAAACGAAUGCAAAAUCCGAAAAUAUUGUCGAAGAAUGUAACACAAACACAGGUUUAUAAGAUUUCUUUUUUAUUUUAUAAGUUUACGAAAAAGAAUUUUUCGAAAAAUAGCAAUAAAUUACAUGACCAAGAUGUUAUUGAUUUUUAUCCUUCUCCUAGCUGUACCAUAUGA